This is a messenger RNA of Aspergillus nidulans FGSC A4, 795 nucleotides long. RefSeq lists its product as uncharacterized. The transcript has 5 exons. NCBI's taxonomy places the organism in Eukaryota, Fungi, Ascomycota, Eurotiomycetes, Eurotiales, Aspergillaceae. Gene Ontology annotation, molecular function: NAD binding. The coding region runs from base 1 to 795 and encodes 264 amino acids. The record is from RefSeq and is a predicted model, not a curated record.
AUGUCACCUCAUUAUUAUCUUAGCUACAAAGCCGAUCUAUCAUCACUGCCGCCAAGGUCAGGCCCGUUCAAUGACUUUCUGGCUCGAUUCCACGUCAUCCAGAACGACGUUCUCGAUAUUCCUUCAUUCAUUCAAGCUCUGAAAGAGAAACGCUACGGCGAUUUCGUCGUCACCUUCCGGCCGCACUUUCAGUCGGGAGGAGAGAUGGGUAAGUGGGAUGAUGAACUCAUCGAGUUGCUGCCAUCUUCAGUUCGCAUUUUUGCAUCUGUCGGGCUGGAUUCAACUGGGCGGACGUCGAGGCCCUUGGACGCCGAGGGAUCUGUCUCAGAUACAACUCUCUACAUGAUCCUGUCGGUCUUUAGGAACUUCACUCGGACGCAGCUGGCUGCACGAACAGCCGACCCCGAGAUUUUUACGGCAUCUCACAAGCUCAUCGCAUCGAUCUCGCAUAAUCCGCGCGGACAUAUUCUCGGCCUCGUGGGACUCGGCAAUAUCAGCAAGAAGGUCGUUGACGAAGAGGCUCUGAUUGAGGCCCUCGAGACUGGUUCGCCAUCCGCUGCUGGCCUCGACGUUCACUACCAUGAGCCGCAGGUCUCCCCGAGGCUCGCGGCCAUGGACGCCGUCACCCUGAUCACCCAUAUUGCCGGAGGUGCGUUGAACACCCGCAUCAACUUUGAGCUCAAUUCCAUGGAGAACAUUCUCGCGACUGUGGGAGCCCAGGGAGAGCUCAUUGGUCAGCCGUUUACCCCAGUCAAUAGUAAACAAGUGUUAGAGUAUCUCAAAGCACAGACUUAG